UUUUUUUUUUUUGUUUGGCAAUCUAUCAACUUUCAAUAAUAUAGAAUCUGAUAUUUGUAUGCAAUAGUAAAAACGUCUUGUCAAUAAACUAUCAAUAGGAAUGUCAACUUUGAAUGAAAGGAAGCACAGUACUAACAGCAAUAUUACUGCAAAACUUCAAUCUUUUUUAUGGAAGGACAUUCAGAAUUAUAUCAAAACGAAUAAUAUACAAGCGCUUUCAACACUCUAUUCCCGCUAUCCCAAAGAUACUACUUAUGUCCUUCUGAACUGUUUGGCUACCUAUUGCUGUUAUAACAAUGACGAAAGUAACAAUAAAGAAGGACGAGAAGAUCAUGUCGUUGUUGAUGCAACCAUCGACCCUCGUCUUACAAACAUUUUCUUCGGUCUUGAAAAGUUGAACGCGCUCGAAUUGGCUUUUUUGUAUAAUCGAGAACAAAUUGCCUGCCGACUCAUCGAUUGGACGGCAACACCAACAACAACGAUGGCGAUAACAAAACCACAACAACAAAAACAACUCUAUCACAAUAACAGUUGUACGGAUAACAUUUGUAGUAAUAACAAUACUUUUAUUACACCCUUAUGUUACAGAGCCAUUACUAUUUUAAAAUGGAAAAGCGUCAUGCUACCCUCGAUCGCUACAUCCCCUACUAUUUCUACUGAUAAUCUUAAUAUUGUCACCGCUCAUCAACAAGAGCCACAAAAAGCAACAGUUAGUAUGCACACCUCUAUUUUCAUGAAAAAAGCAACAGAAAAAGUAGCAAGACUUUACUAUGGAAAAACUUCCCCUAAUGGUUCUAGUGGUAGUGAUCGUAGUGAGAUGGCUGUUCUUCAAAACGAUAGCGGAAUCUCACCCUCACCCUCACCUGUCUCUUUAACAUAUUCCUCCUCGUCGUCGUCCUCUACCUCCUCACUAUCCUCUUUAACAUGCGAUUCUCGUUGGACAAUUUCGCCCUCCCCAGCUACAAGAGUGUUGAUGUCGACAAAGCCAUGUAGGAUCAAGGACAAUAACAGCAACAGCAAUAGCAACAGCAACAAUAAUAACAACAAGAACACCAGCAAUGAAUUUUUUGUCAACAGAAAUGAGGCAACAUAUCAAAAUUGUCAUCUUAUUGAAAAUGAAGACAAUGAGACGGAUCACAAAGCAUUACAACCGAUCAGCGGGGUCUUAUCAAAUCUUCCAUAUCAACUACUUGAUAAUCAGCAUGUUGUUUCAGCAGCUGCAACUAUGGCGAGAAAAACAAAGAAAACAGUGCAAUUCAGUCUGAAAGUCAUUUUAUUGGAUGCUUGUGCUCGUGGUGAUUUGGAAGAAUUGAAAUACUAUACUUCAUCUGCUAAGGCGAAUGAAUUGAAUACUGUACGCGACUUGCAAAAACGCUCCUUGUUACAUAUCGCUAUCAUGCAUAGACACGAACAUCUUAUUCAAUUCCUAAUUGAAAAACAACGCGUUGAUAUACGACUUGUAGAUGCUGACGGUUGGACAUGUGCUCAUUAUGCUGCUGCUUUGAGUUUAUGGAAGUCAUUAUCUCUGAUAUUGUCAUUUCCUGAAUCUUAUGACGUAUUGAAAUUGAACAAUGCAGCAACGACAACUAUACCAUCUCUACCUCAACAGCUAUUGAAAAUUGAGGAAUGCCCACAAACUAUGCUAGGUAGAAGAAAAUGCAAGACGCUUAUUCAAAAUGCCUUUAUAAAACUUCAACAGCAACGGCAGCAGGCAAAACCAGUAGACAAUCAUAAUUUCGAGACACCCACAACAGUGAUUAAACUCAAGCACAAGAACUGAGUAUAUAUCCUCUCCCCCUUUCCUUUCCUCCCUCAACUGUAUCUAUUGUAUAAAACAUCUAUUCUAACUUUAUUUUUGUAUAUUUCUACUACCUUACAUAUGUAAACCCCACUACACACUUUUUUUUGUCUUUUUUUUUUUUCCGCCAUUUAUGCUUUGUAUUAUGGAAGAGAAAAGUUAUGUAAAUUCCCAUUUAAUUAUAUAAUUUAACUACCUUUAUAUGUCUCUAUACAUUCUUUCAAUAGAGAACAACUACACACGGACAUACGCAUACACACACACAGACACAUGCGGGCCUAACCAUCUUUUGCGUUCGUUAUUCAUUCUUUUCUUUUUAUAAAUACUUUGAUAGACUUCAUAUGUGGAACAAUAAAAAAGUUUUUCUUCGAGC
This is a messenger RNA of Mycotypha africana, 2171 nucleotides long. RefSeq lists its product as uncharacterized. The transcript is spliced from 2 exons. Gene Ontology annotation, molecular function: protein binding. The record is from RefSeq and is a predicted model, not a curated record. NCBI's taxonomy places the organism in Eukaryota, Fungi, Mucoromycota, Mucoromycetes, Mucorales, Mycotyphaceae. Bases 101 to 1780 code for a protein of 559 amino acids.